CCCCUUGGUAGUGAUGGAGGUGUGUGACGUACAGCAACUUCCCUGUUGUGCAAUCGUCAAGAGACUCCCGGGGCCUAUAAGACCCCCAACGUCAUCUGGUUUCUCAGAGUCUGGAGGUUGUUUUCUCCACACACACACAGGCGGUCCAACUCAUGAACAUGAUACAGUCCGGGGUCUUCAGCUGUGCAGAUUUCUUUUAAAGGGGUCGAGGAGAAAAUGUCAAGACAUGGAUUUUAGCCAAAAGAAGCUUUGAAAAAGAGCUAGACUGUUUGGACUGGACGCUCAAUUACAUCAGCUGACCUUGGAAAACUCAAAGGAGGGAAGUUAAAUUGUGUGAGGCAACGGUACAUCCAGUUCCAUGAUGGCAAUCCCAAAUGACCUCUCCCUUUUCAACUCCACCUCUUCCCUCUAUUCGAUGAUGGAGGUUUUUGUGAACACCACCCCGACUCCCUCUGCUCCCCUCUGCUCGGACUGGCCUCCUGUGCCCAUGACCACAGUCAUCCCCACCGUGUACAGUGUGAUCUGUGUGCUGGGAACCAUAGCCAACACCUUGGCAGUGUGUGUCCUGGCACAUGGUAGUGCCUCAAGGAGAACAGUAGCUAACACCUUCAUGCUGAACCUCUGCGUGUCCGACCUGCUGUUCCUGUUGUCGCUCCCGCUGUGGGCCGUCUACUACUCCCAGGGUUACAACUGGCCCUUCGGCCGAGUAGCCUGCAAAAUCUGUGGCGCUCUCCACAACCUCAACCUCUAUGCGUCCAUCUUCUUUAUCACAUGCAUGAGCAUAGACCGCUACCUGGCCAUCGUGCAUCCACUCCGUUCCCAAAGUGCACGAGACGCCAAGCGCGCCCGGUUCACCUGCAUCCUUGUGUGGGUUCUGGCAUGUGCUUGCUCAGGCCCUACCUUAGCUCUGAGGGAGACCUACUACCUGGAUGCGCUUGGUGUGGAGGCCUGUGCAAUUUUAUAUCCUGAUCAUACCUGGUAUCGGACCCUGGCCUGGAUAAAGAUCGUUCUGGCCUUUCUUCUACCACUCUUUGUCAUCUCUUGUUGCUACUGUGCUAUUGGUAGACAUUUGUUGGUUGAUACGGGGUUGGUAAGAAUGCAGAAUGUGUCUCACCCGCACAGAAUGUCAUCCUUUAAAUCACUGCAGUCCCACGAGGGCUAUAGUAAACCGGAGAGACCCCCCACCCCUUCUGUGAGUCCCAGCUCAAGUGGGGCCAGACCCCUGGAGGGUAGGGGGCUUGAAAGGGUAUUGUGGACAGUAGCUGCAGUGGUUCUGGCAUUUUUCCUCUGCUGGUUCCCCUUCCACUGCGUGACCUUUUUGGAUGUGCUGCAAAGUGAAGGCUGGUUGGACAGCUGCUGGGUAAGCUGGAGUGUCCAAAACCUCACCCCUCUCACCCUCUGUCUGGGUUUCUCCAACUCGGCCAUCAACCCUGUGCUCUACUGCUUCAUCGGGAACCAUUUCCGUGGCCGUCUAGGAGGCUUAUGCAAGGGCCUGUGUGCUUGUUUAAAGGCCCGAGGGGAAGAACACAGCCAGAAGAGGGGCUCCUUCAGCACCAGGCUGAGCUCCUUCUCUCGAAAACUCAGUGACCUCAAAGACUUGGCGACUGUGGAGCCCUCUGGCUCUGCGUACCUGCCCCAACUCCCAGCCCUGACUCCAGCGAGGAGACUCUCUCAUCCCCUCAGUGAUAACUGCUGAACACCAAUGAGCUCGGCUGUGUGAGACGGAGCUGUUACUAAAACUGACUAAUUCAAAUUCUAGCAGAGGUCAUUUCUGCUUUACAAAAAAUAACUGUAGAUAAAACAUUUUCCACACUUGACUUGGACAGUGAUCAAGCAUCUCUUGUGAGUCACUCACAUGAUGUCAUUUCUGGCUGCAGCAGAAAUCAUUUUGGAAAAACAACAUUGUCAAAACUUAAUGUACGGUACCUGAUAAGAACCAAACAGCUGACAGACACAGUUUGUGCCUAGCAACUGAACAGAGUGGCGCAAUUAGCAGCUAAUGAAGAAGAUAUUCCCCCAGGAGUUGCUAGAAACUACAAACAAAGCUAAAACAUAACAAAUGCUGCAUAUGAAUUCACCAUCUGGAUAUAAACACAAAUCUAAACAAAUGAUCAUAUCUCUGUCCAUAGCUGCUGUAUAUAAAGAUGAUUUAUUCACAGCUUGUUUUAUAGCCCCACAGAUUAAAAAAAAAAAUCUGUUAGCUAUAAGCAGUGCAAGCUACAUCUAUGCUAAUUUAAGAUUUUUAAGCAUUGCUUUGGUUUUUAUGUUCCUCUAGCCCAAAUCACUAUGAAAUAUAAGAAACUACAUUGUGUUGCUGUGUUGCUAUGUUGGGUAAUCAGACCAUAUUAUUUAAAAAGUCUAGUUGAUAAUUUAGCGUUAGCCAAGGCUAGCUCUAGACAUCUCACUAGCUAGCAUUAAUUUAAUAGUGCGCUUUUUAAGUGUGGUUUGUUCUUAUACAAAUGUUAUAUCCUAUAUUUUUCUAAAAGGAAAUAUCUCAUUGUAUAAUAAUACUUUAUAUGGUUAAGCAAAUGUAGUAAGUUAAUAAUUGUUUUUGUGGAGCAUAACAAGCUAAAAAAGAAAUACAUCAAUUUCACAAAAGGGUCUACUUUUCCUCUUUUUGGGGGAGCAAAAUAUCAUAUGUGUACUUGACAUUUAUCUGUAUGUAUUCUGUAAAGACUUGGGAAAAGAAAUAAAGCAAAAACCACUUUCCAUAUGCCACUUCCUUUGCUUGA
Molecule: messenger RNA, 2732 nt
Organism: Oreochromis aureus
Lineage: Eukaryota; Metazoa; Chordata; Actinopteri; Cichliformes; Cichlidae
Gene: agtr2
Product: angiotensin II receptor, type 2
Exons: 2
Coding region: 359-1696 (445 amino acids)
Biological process (GO): immune response; G protein-coupled receptor signaling pathway
Cellular component (GO): membrane
Molecular function (GO): G protein-coupled receptor activity
Source: RefSeq, a predicted model, not a curated record